This is a messenger RNA of Protobothrops mucrosquamatus (brown spotted pit viper), 2050 nucleotides long. RefSeq names its product epsin 2 (gene EPN2). Gene Ontology annotation, cellular component: endosome; clathrin vesicle coat; plasma membrane. The record is from RefSeq and is a predicted model, not a curated record. Gene Ontology annotation, biological process: endocytosis. Lineage: Eukaryota; Metazoa; Chordata; Lepidosauria; Squamata; Viperidae. Gene Ontology annotation, molecular function: phospholipid binding; clathrin binding. The transcript is spliced from 9 exons. Bases 1 to 1995 code for a protein of 664 amino acids.
AUGACAACUUCAUCGAUUAGGCGGCAGAUGAAAAACAUUGUGAACAAUUAUUCAGAGGCCGAAAUUAAAGUCCGGGAAGCAACGUCCAAUGACCCCUGGGGUCCCUCCAGCUCCUUAAUGACCGAAAUUGCAGACCUGACUUACAACGUGGUAGCCUUCUCUGAAAUCAUGAGCAUGAUCUGGAAGCGGCUGAACGACCACGGCAAGAACUGGAGGCACGUUUACAAGGCUUUAACCCUGCUGGAUUACCUGAUCAAAACCGGGUCAGAGCGGGUGGCCCAGCAGUGCAAAGAGAACAUCUUUGCCAUCCAGACUUUGAAAGAUUUUCAGUACAUUGACCGGGAUGGGAAGGACCAGGGCAUCAACGUGCGUGAGAAGUCCAAGCAGUUGGUCUCCCUGCUGAAGGACGACGAGCGGCUCAAGGCGGAGAGGGCCCAGGCCCUGAAGACCAAAGAGCGCAUGGCUCAAGUGGCCAUCGGAGUGGGCAGCAACCAGAUCUCCUUUGGCAGAGGGUCCAGCCAGCCUAAUCUGUCCACCAGCUACUCUGAGCAAGAGUACGGCAAAUCUGGAGGCUCUCCAGCUUCCUACCAUGGGUGUAAGGAAGCUGGCCUGAAUGGCUGCCCAGAAAUUCCUGAGCCAGCACAGCUGGCUCAGGAAUUCUGGGAAUUGAAGUCCACGAGUCAUAAAAGAGCCAAGGUUGACUACCCCUGGUCUAGUUUGCCAUUCUUCUCUUACAGAAGAGGGGCUUUCAGCAGCCGAGCUGCUCAGAGAGAGCCAAGCAUGUGCCUAUUUCUCCCUGCAGCUACAUCACCAAGAGUGUCUUCAGAACUGGAGCAGGCCCGACCUCAGACCAGCGGGGAAGAGGAACUCCAGCUGCAGCUGGCUUUGGCCAUGAGCAGAGAAGUGGCAGAACAGGAAGAGCGCCUGCGCCGAGGAGACGAUUUGAGGUUGCAGAUGGCCUUGGAAGAAAGUCGCAGAGAUACUGUCAAAAUUCCCAAAAAGAAGGAGCACGCAGCUUUGCUGGACCUCAUGGAUGCGCUGCCCUCUUCCGCCACCCCUGCCCCAAAAGGGGAGCCUUGGAAGCCCCCAGCUGCAGUCAACAAAGCUGGCCCUUGGGGGGGUCCUCCAGUCAGCACUGCCACCUCCGAUCCAUGGCAAUCAUUCGGUGCCAAGCCAGCCACCUCUGUUGAUCCGUGGGGAGCCCCUGCAACACCCUCAGCUGCCCAGCCUCUCCCAAAGAAUGCCGAUCCUUGGGCUCCUUCCCAGCCCUCGUCCGUGGCAACAAAGACAGCCGUGGACCCCUGGGGACCAGCACCAGUAAACAAGCCAAUUUCUGCUUCUGGUAGUAAAUCUUUCGACCUCUUCAGCAAUUUGAACGGGACAAUUAAAGACGACUUUUCUGAAUUUGACACCCUUCGAACUUCUAACAAGCAAGCGGAUUCAGGUUCUGCUUUGUCAGCUCAGAACAGUGGGACCACCAGCCCCGACCUCUCAGACUCCCUGCCAGCCAGCUCCUCCUCCUCCAGUAAACAGAGCGGCGCUCGGAGGACCCCCGAGUCUUUCUUGGGCCCCAAUGCUGCUUUGGUGAAUCUGGACUCCCUGGUAUCUAAGCCCCCCCAGCCAGCACCGUCCCUCAAUCCUUUCUUGGCUCCGGGAUCGUCGUCGUCAUCGUCGGCUUCUCCUUCUCCGGCCGCAGUCAACCCCUUCCAAGUGAAUCAGCCGCAGCCCCUCACUCUCAAUCAGAUGCGGGCCAGCCCCAUCCUCGGGGGUAGCCUGUCCUUCAACGCUACGCCAGGGCUGGAACCGGGGCCCCUUCCUUCUGUGGCCCCCGUGGCUCUGCCUCCCUUGCCAGCCGUGGGCCCCGUGACCUCUCUAACCAGGAUGGGCCCGGGAGUGAGCGUGGGCACAAUGGGGUCCGUGGCUCAGCCUGUCCACCCGGGGAUUCCCCCCUCGGUCUCUCAGCCGGCCAACGCGACUAACCCUUUCCUCCUCUAGAGGAGGCCUGGAGCAUGAAGCCUCCCUGGGAAAGGCGGGCAGGACAUUGGAGGUG